AUGAUCAAGCGCGCGUAUCAAAUGAUGGAUCUACUAGUUAUGACCAUGGGAUACGACCCUACAGUUUCACAGAACCACCCCGACACAAAGUUUCGUGCUGAUGUACUCAUCAUGGAUGUGUACAAUGUAGCUGGCAUGUUAAUGGCCGAUAAGUUCCAAAUCCCAGUCAUUACCAUUGGGGCAGCAUCGUCCUUGGAACUUGCAGUAGAUCAUCACUCCGAAUGGGAAGCACCCGCAACUUGGGAUCACUUAUUGGAAGGAAUCUACUUGACCAUCCGCCAGAGAUGGCAGAGUUUGAUGUUGACCAAACCAUUAAUGGCUCUCAACUCCAAACGUAGAAAAGUCGGCCUAGAUCCAUUGAAGCGACCAUCUGAUUACUUUUUGCCUGUGGUGGCACUAAUUAUUCAAUUUCUUCCUGACGAGUACGUUGACAAGGUCCAGCAUCAAGAUUAUUGGAACAUCAUUCACGUCACUGGAGCAAUACAGCCACUGUGUGUUCCUUGCAUAUCUACAUACAAGCAAGCAACUGGGUGGAGACUGACCCAAACAAAUCCAACCAUUAUGGUAUCUUUGCCUCCCGAAUACUCGACGCUCGAGACAACUAGCACGGUACUACAGAGUCUCAUUUUGAGUCAACAAAUGCUUAUUCGCAACAAGCGCCCGUCAUUUGCGAUUGUGUGGUUGGACUUUGGUGACGAGAGCGUCUCCUUUUCUGCUGCCGACGAUGAUUUCACUCGAGAGAGUUCUGUCAAUCUUUUGGAUAGUCUUUCUCGCCAUCCUGAUACCGUCAUGGUUCUUGGACACUGUGAUUCUGAUUCUGUGGUUGCAGCCAUUCUAGGGGUCUCUGUCUUUUGCUUCUCCCAAGACGAGGAAACGUCUGGGUUGCUUCCAAUACUCUUCAAUGAGACUGGGAUGAUGGACCCAAAUGAAAUACCAAAAGUCUUGGUGCAGGAUUAUCUUCAAAAAAACUCGGGGGGCGAACGCAAUUACGAUAUUGAUAUUGGUAUGCACGAAACUGCUUCUCGACAAAGAGACUGGCUUCAGCUUGAUGGCUUGUCACAUGUCACGUUCUUGAUAAAAAAGACUGUGGAGACGCAUCGUCGAUCUCAGCCUUGGAACUCAACAGCAGAGAUGCAUAGCACCGUUGCAGCAGCAUUGAAAGGCGAAGAGUCUUUGUGGAGAUUGCAAGAGCAGCGGCAUUGCGAUGCUAUUGGAACACUAUGGGCAUGGUUUGUGGCAUUGGCAACGUUUUUGUAUAUAUUUGUCAAGUCAUUCUCAUCUCCUCCAAUAGAGCGGUAUAUUGGAAAAUACAUGGACAGGUUUGAUGAUAUCUUUCCCGAUAUCGAGGAUUCACUCCGAAUGAUGGAAAAUUGGUGUCUACAGCAGGCCUCCGGUGAUUCUGAGGGGAGACUCCGCGUAGCCAUGCGCAGAAGGAAUGAAAGGGAGAGGAAAGUUUCUUAG
Messenger RNA from Cylindrotheca closterium, 1461 nucleotides. The record is from the annotation of a GenBank genome assembly. NCBI's taxonomy places the organism in Eukaryota, Bacillariophyta, Bacillariophyceae, Bacillariales, Bacillariaceae.